AGUCAUUAUAGAGAAACAAAUAAUAAACAUUAUGGAAUCAUACCCAGUGUGCCUGUGAAGGAAGAUGAUGUCUGUUUUGAUUAUGCUUCUCUUAUUCAAUCUAAUCAAUCCUAUUAUAAUUUUACUUCACCCCUUUAUUUUCAUACCCACUGGUCAACGAAAAUGACCAAACGCUUGACAGAUAAUCAAUUAGCUGCGAUUCGGUCCUUUGUUGCCACUCAAGCUAGUCAGAACCAGCUUUUAUUUUGGAUCUCUAAAAGAGAUAAAGUGAAUCUAUUACAUGCAGAUAGUUUAUGGCAUCAAGUAAAAGCUAAAAAUGUACAGUUGAAGAUUAUAGAAACAGAGACAGAUUUAUUUCAAAAGACUCCUUUAGAAGGCAUGGAUAAAGACGGUUUUUUAGAAGACACAUUAAAAUUAGCAGCACUUUAUAAAUAUGGAGGCCUUUGGUUUGAUUUAGAUGUGUUAUUUAUUAGAGACAUGAGUCCCUUAUUUCAUCAGGAAUGGCUAUCACAAGCAAGCUGUUUUGAAAGAUCUAAAUUUGCAUCAUCUAAUACAGUAGAUAGCCGGUUUUCAGGUGCUUUCAUGUAUUUCCAUGCACAAUCACCGUAUCUAUGCGAAAUGAUGAGUGUCGCCUCAGAUAUGUUGAAGGGUGUUAUUCAGUUGACAUCAUUAAGAGAUCACCUUUAUGCUCGUGUGUAUUAUCGUGUCCUGCGUCAUCGAAUAGCUCCUUGGGCGGUUUUACCUUGGUGUUUCACAGAUCCAACUCAAUGUAGAAGAUCAAAUUCAUUACCAAGUUUAUUU
Messenger RNA from Cokeromyces recurvatus, 801 nucleotides. RefSeq lists its product as uncharacterized. Gene Ontology annotation, biological process: glycosphingolipid biosynthetic process. Lineage: Eukaryota; Fungi; Mucoromycota; Mucoromycetes; Mucorales; Mucoraceae. Gene Ontology annotation, molecular function: hexosyltransferase activity. The annotation marks the transcript as partial. The record is from RefSeq and is a predicted model, not a curated record. The transcript has a single exon.